Molecule: messenger RNA, 2571 nt
Organism: Dothidotthia symphoricarpi CBS 119687
Lineage: Eukaryota; Fungi; Ascomycota; Dothideomycetes; Pleosporales; Dothidotthiaceae
Exons: 1
Coding region: 1-2571 (856 amino acids)
Source: RefSeq, a predicted model, not a curated record
AUGGCGGACAUACAGUCAAUCCCCACAGACGGGCCUUCAUCCCCAAUACCAACUGGUCAAACGACGGACCAGACACCAGAUCAAAAGGUUGUUGAAGACUGGCUGGAGAACAAACUAUACACCGAAUAUGCGACAAUUGAGCCCAAAGCAUAUUCUCGCAAAUUAUACGCACUCAGAAUGGGCCAAUUUCUAGAUAUCCUGCGCACCGCCGGACCGAAAAGCUGGCUAUAUGAAGACGCUAUCAACAUGUCUCUCGCCCUGCUCACCAACAUCCCAAGCCGUAGGGACUGCUUCUUCUUGCCUAGUUUCGAUGCGCAGAUGCUCUGCCAGCUGGGCCUUGGAGUCGUUGGGAUUGAUGGUCUUUACCCGGAGAUUGGACAGAGUCUCAGGGACGCAGACAAGAGGUGGAUCAUCAUCCCUUGCAAUGAUGGGAUGUUGGGAAAUCUGUUCGACAUACCGGUAGGCGAGGACGGAAAGAUUUGGGAAAUGGGAAAACAGAGGCCGGCUAAGGAGGAUCCACAACACCUAGGAAAACAGCGACCGACAAAAGAGGAUCCGAAAAAACAAAACGCGGUGAGGAGGCCUUUGGGUGAGGGCGAGCAUUGGGGCUUGAUGAUUAUUGACAAACGCGAGGAAACAGCCCGCUGGCUCGACAGUGCCGUCAGUCUUAAAGAGCAAAUCAAAAAUGGGAAGAAAGUCACAUCCAUCUCCGAGAUGUUCAACGCAGGCAGGGCUGCGGGAAAGGUGCUGCGUGGUUAUGACAAGCUGCUUGGUCGCAAGCCUGGCCAGUUCACAGUAAGCACUAUUAAAUGGAGUGCGCAUCAAACCUACGAUAACACGACAGUAGGUGACCGUGGUGCGUGUGGUCCAUGGAUGUAUGCUUGCCUGAAGCAUAUCUACGAGACACCUGGAGCGUUGGAUGAUGUUAACGCGCACUUCAAGCGGGGAAGUAGGGUAUCAGGAGUAUUUGGCAGGGGGGGGAAGGGCUUCAAUUCGAAGAGGACGCGGGAGGAUAUUGUCAAGCAGAUCCGUCUCAAGCAAGAAGAAAAGGAGAAGCGAGAAGAACUGGGCCUGGGGUUGAAACCAGAAAUCAUUAAGAUUCUCGGGCUCGGCGUAUCGUUGCCAGACUUGUUUGCAGCUGUCAAACGACAUCAAUCCGUUCAAGAGGAAGAAGUUGAGGAUGAGGGUCUUGCGCUAAAACUGCAGCAAGCGCAUGAUAAGCUCCAAGAGUAUCAACCGCAAUGGCAGGCGGCACUUGCAGAGGGUGUAUUCGACGGGGAUCUAUCGGGCUACGUAAAGAUGUUGAAGGUGCAGGAACAAAUACUGGGAGAUGCAGAGCAUAAUGGGGACAGCGAGGAAACUCCGAUCACAUACACAAGGGUGAGUAUUGGAGAUGUUUUAUACGUCGUCCCCAAUGAUGACGAACAGUUCUGGGAGACACAAGACGAAAGCUGGUCAGAUGAUGAUAUACCAGAUUUUGCGCGCAUGCCGAAGAAGGAGUUGCGGGAGUGGGAAGCGCUGCACCCAAAGAUCGCAAAAGCAAAGGGGAAACGAGGCGAGGGACAUACACAUGCCACAUCACGCGCUAUGUUGCAAGCAAAGUUCAAGGAGACUUUCCUGAGGGAGCCGGAUGCGAAUUUCCGCGACGUGUGGGUUCGUGAUCAUACGGUCUUUGAUAAACACAUAACCUAUACUGUCCCGCAGAUCAGGUAUGAGAUUAUGAAUAAGUAUGAACCCAAGACGCUCGAGCGGCUCGAGAAGUACGCACAGUCGGCCACCAGCACGGGUUCCGGGACUGUGAUCAACCACGCGACGACCACGCCGCCGCCUCGAACCCAUCAGAGCGCGAUUAUCCACCCCCACGAUAUCGACAUGGUACCCAGAGACUUUGCCGACGAGCAAGAAGUCGACGAGCCCGCCCUCGCGAAAUGGAAAGAAGCCAAUGAACACCACUUUGAGGAAAUGAAACUUCGUGAAGAAGGGACAGGGGACCACAUUUCAUUCCGAGCCGCGCUUCAAGCACUAUCUGGGUCGAGUUUUACCGAUGAAUCUGACGCACGACUACGAACGAUUUGGAUCCGGGAUGGAUUUGCUCUGGAUGAGGGGUUUAGGGCGCAGGAUGUUGCGGAUCUGGAUUUUGCGGCGAUGAGGAUCAGGCUGUGGGAUGUUUAUGAGAGGUUCAGGUUGGACGGGUCUGAAGGGUUGCCGGAUUCAGAUUCAGAUUCAGAUGGUGACGGUGAUGACAGUAAUGACGAUGUCGAUGUCGAUUCACCCGAGGAAGACAGCCCUGAUGCGAACCCAAAGAAAGGAGAGGGCAGUAAAAAGCGACCGUAUGAGCCCGAGGAGGGGGAAGAAGAAGAUGGGCAUACUACCAAGAAACAGAAACACGGUGAUGAAUCCGAACAGUCGCAUACGAACGGACCCAAAACCAAGGAGAAGAAACGGGUGGUCGCAUACCCUAAAGGCUUCACAAAGAACACACUACCCGAGCUUGCGAGCCUGCAAAGCAAACAGCUCCCAAUCUUGAUGACAGUCAACAAAGACUUAUUUGAUGGCCACUCGACGAGUUGA